Fusarium subglutinans is the source of this 1239-nucleotide messenger RNA. RefSeq lists its product as uncharacterized. The transcript has a single exon. The record is from RefSeq and is a predicted model, not a curated record. Bases 1 to 1239 code for a protein of 412 amino acids. NCBI's taxonomy places the organism in Eukaryota, Fungi, Ascomycota, Sordariomycetes, Hypocreales, Nectriaceae.
AUGGAGUUCAUCAGAAGUGAGCGUGUCAGAAUGAUGAUCAGCAACUACACUUACCUCCCCGACCUCGACGACCCUGCAUUCCUGGGUCAGGUCUUCAAGGCCUGGAAGGACGAGGUUCACCAACAUGAAAAGGUGCAUGAUCUCGAAAGAAAGGUCCAGAUGGGCAAGAACCAAGUCCCAUGGAGUCUCGGUACACUGAGACAGGCAAAGUUACUGAAGAGGAUGAACUUUGCCAUGGCAACUGCUCUGCUUUGCAAGAGAGGGUGCAGAGACCGAAUGGACUUCCUCCAUGCAUUGAGAAGAAUAGUUCGUGUAAGGUCCUUCAAACCAAACAGUUUUGAUUUUAAGACGGAGUACUAUCGAAUUGCGUGGGAAUGCCUCAAGGUGGGAGACUGCUCUCCGCUGUUGAUUACACCUUUUAUGGGAGCUAUCGAAAGACGAGGUCCAUACCACUGGUCUGAGUUUGGCUAUAGUGACGUUUUCACUUGGCAGUUGGGACAGGAAGUGAGUCCGCCAACACUGGGCAAAUACACAACUUUGGAUGAUUCGGAGCAACGUGUUACUCUUCAUGUGGAACAAAUUGGAGCAGUUUCGAUAGUAGGCAGACCAGAGAAAGGUUCGAUGAUACAAGCCUUCUCGUCUGCUGCGAAGCUAGCUUUUUUGGAGAUUGAUGGACCAGAUGUCAAAGACUUUAUUACAGCCCUGGGAAGAACUCAUACAGGGAGUGCAUCAACCACCAUGGAAAUCCUGGAAGAGAAGAAUGAAGUGAAUCGUCUACAGGGAGUUCUGAACAGGCUCUACAACAGCCCAGAAGUUCCCACCUGGCCAUUGGAUGGUAAGGAUAACAUCAAAUGGCUCGCAGACGUGCUAUCAUUCUCCAAGCUCAGACCUGGCGAUGAUCAAACUGUGCUGGGAGACAAUGCAGCCAGAUUCGGGACCAUCCACUGCAGACCGUAUGAUUACACCGUUGGUAUCACUUGUAUCGGUUGUGGUAGGAUGUUCGCACAUAAGGUCGGGAGUUUCGUCUUGCCAACGGAGCUACGGAACGCGAAAGCAUAUCGUAUUCCUGGCCUCAAGUAUUUAUGCUCCGAGAAGGACGGUUUAGGAAUCUUGAUUCAGGGGGAUAAGAUUGUUGGAAGAAUGAUAUGGGCCACGCCCGCUUGUUCAUGUAGGAAGACAGAAGUGGUAACCCUGAGGAUGCCAGAGUUUUUCUUACCCAGCGCGUUUUCAAUCAACUAG